AUGGAAGACGUCGACGUCGACUGGGGACUCGAUGACGACGGAUACGACGACGACUGUCUCUCCCUCGGCGGAUACGAUGACGAGGUGGCGGAUGAGCUUAAAACAAAACACGCAAAGGACUCACAGAAGGAGACGGUGAAGAGGGAUGAGCCUAGGCGCAGCCCGGAGAAGAAGAGGACGGAGAAGGAUGAGGUGGCCAUCGCCGUGAAAGAGGCUCCGAAGGCCACGCCGGAGGAGGCGCCGAAGGAGGUGGCCAAGGAGGCCUCUAACCCCGCUCCGGUAUCAGCACCGAAGCCCACUUCCAUUGAUACCCCGAUCUCUUCCACCCAACCUGUCACUUUAUCCACCUCCGCCUCUUCGUCCAAACCCGCAACUGAGCUCUCCGCAGCCACCCUGUCCGCAAACCGGGCGGUGGCGCAGGAGGGCGAGCGCUUGUCUAGCCACUCCCGCGACCCUGCUGGGCGUAAACGUCGUGCCCGAUCGCCGGAGCGUGGGGAGCGCCGUGACGACCGUCGUGACAAGCGCGACAGCGACCUUACCCGCGAAACCGAGAGCCGUGACGACGCUCCUCGACGUGACUCUGACGACCGCUCCGGCCCCGCUCAAGAGCGCCGAGACAGCUACGACAGGCACCGGCCCGACGACAAGGCCCUCAGUGGCGGACGCGACGGGAAAGAUUGGAAUCAGCGGCGCGAGGCAAAGCGCGAGCGUGAUCGUGCAGCGUGGCGUGAGAAGGAGCCGGCCUCGCUCCGUUCUGAGGAAGGGUACCAUCUCAAAGGCGCGUUCCAACAGCCGCUGCACAACAGCGCAGACGGGUUACCUGACGGCUGGCGCCGGAUAGUGCCUGACAAGGCGUUCCGAGAGGGGAUACCGAUUCCAACCGCGCCGAAGGGCGGCCCGGGGCGGUAUUUCUAUCGGCAUGAAGAGACGGGAGUUGGACAGUGGGAGGCGCCGGACAGCCAGGCCGAGUCUAAAUCCGAGAAGGAGAGGGAGGCGGGCGGGAAAGAGGACCGGAAGGUGGACCGGAAAGUGGACCGGAAGGAGGACACGGAGAAAAAGCUAGAACAUCAAGAUCGACCACCCACAGGCCCCGCCGCCACCAGAGGCCCGUCGGCCACUUCCACACUUUCCAAUAGUGUCCCCACAGGUCCCAGAGCAGUGAGAGAGCGCGAGUCGUCAAAGGACUGCGACGACCGGAAUGACAGGGACGCGCGAGACCGCGAGCGCCGCGAGCCAGAAGGCGACACGCGCGGACGCGAGUCACGUCCGCGCGACGACGGUCGCCGGGACCGUGACCGGCGCGAGGACCGGCGCGAGGACCGUCGGGAACAUGGCGGACGCGAGAGGCGCAACGGCGGCCGCGAGGACGAGCGCGCUAUCAGGCGCGAAACUGACCAACGUCCUACUCGGCGCGACGAACCCCGCGCAUCUGUCCCUAAUCCUAACCCUGCUCCUGCAUCUGCUCCCCCUGGCCCGAGGAUGAACGACGCUCGCGCGGCGAUGCUUAACGGAUCUGCUCGGACCAUGCCCGGCCGUGCACUCGAACUGCCUCGCCCUGCAUUCGGACCGGGACGACGCGUGCCACCCGGCGCCCGUGCACCGAUUGUAGGCCGGUUUGCGCCUGGGCCCCAGGGACCCGCUGCUGGCCAUGGUAUGCGUGCAUGGGGGCGCCCAGCCAACGCACCUCGCGAGCCCGCUCGUGGGUUUCCUCCUCGUGAGCCCGCAGCUGUUCAACACGAGCGCAAUCCCCGCGACAACCGGGAACGUGACCGCGAUCAUGAGCCUCGCGACAACCGUGAACGCGAGAGCGGCGGCCAGCCUCGUGACAACCGCGACCCUUACGGACAAUCUCGUCACCCGCAGCGUGAGCCGGGGGGGCGCGACGAACCCAAGCCGGGCGACGAGCCUCGCCGCAGCGAAAAGGCUGAGGCCUUGCGCGCACAGCUCCAGGAGAGCAGGCGCGCGCGGGAGGAGGAGCGCACACCUAGCGGCGAUAGGGACGAGCGGGACUCCGAGGCCGAGAAGCGUAAACGCGAACCCGAGGACGAAGGCGAGCGACGCGACCACUGCCGUCAGUCCGUCGACCGCGUCAAGGACCGUCUCAACACCAGCGAGGCUCGCGCGGUUCCAGUGCAUCCCAGCCGCAUGGGUUUAGUCCCAACAGCCCGUCCCUCAGCACCUUCUCGUCCCCAGGGGCGGUCCCACAACUUCCAGGGGCCUCAGCAUUCCAGGCCUGAUCUCGCAAGCCGCCUCUCGGACCGGGAGCCCCGCCGCGACGAGGAGAAGCCCAACCUGGCUAGCCGCAUUUCCGGUCUACCAGAACGCGGCGACAACCGCAACGACUGGCAGCCGCGUCCGGGCCAAGAACCACCCGUCACCCGCCAGUCCCCAGAACGCCCCUCACGGCCCCUCCCUCCUUCCUCUCCAGAGCGUCCGCGUGCGCGCUCCCCAGGUCGCUCGCCGGAACGAGCAUGCGCAUCACCAGUCCCUCCCGCCCGUGCCGCAAUCGUCUCCAAGCCUGGACCAGCGGUGCACCCCGCUCGCGCUACCCUGGUUCCCUCAGAGCCUGCGCGGCAACCGCGCGGACCGCCGCCCGACGCGCCAGGAUUUGAGCGCGAUCGUGAGCGCGACCGCAACGAGCAGCGCAGUCCUGUUCGCAGCGCGCCUGCGUACGGGCCCGGUGCGCGCGGCCGUGACGGUGACCGCCGACCAGACCGUGACAACCGCGACCGUGACCGUGAUCGCGGAGGCGAUCGCCGAAGCCCCAUCCGUGACGCGCCGGCGUACGGUCCCAAUGCGCGUCGCCCCGCAUCCGGUCCUAUGGGGCGAUGGGGCAACGACUGCGCGCGUUCCCCGCCGCCCCAUGACCGUCGCCGUGAGGAACGCGACGAGCGUGAUAGAGGCACAAAACGGCCUCUCGAGGGAGCUGGUGGAAGCGGGCGUGAGAAGCGGCGCUCCGCGCGAGGUCGGUGGUAG
Messenger RNA from Cutaneotrichosporon cavernicola, 2976 nucleotides. RefSeq lists its product as uncharacterized. The record is from RefSeq and is a predicted model, not a curated record. The transcript is spliced from 3 exons. NCBI's taxonomy places the organism in Eukaryota, Fungi, Basidiomycota, Tremellomycetes, Trichosporonales, Trichosporonaceae. The coding region runs from base 1 to 2976 and encodes 991 amino acids.